This is a messenger RNA of Gastrolobium bilobum, 1362 nucleotides long. RefSeq names its product ethylene-responsive transcription factor ABR1-like. Gene Ontology annotation, molecular function: DNA-binding transcription factor activity; DNA binding. Bases 1 to 1362 code for a protein of 453 amino acids. The transcript has 2 exons. The record is from RefSeq and is a predicted model, not a curated record. NCBI's taxonomy places the organism in Eukaryota, Viridiplantae, Streptophyta, Magnoliopsida, Fabales, Fabaceae. Gene Ontology annotation, biological process: regulation of DNA-templated transcription; ethylene-activated signaling pathway.
AUGUCCUUGCUAACGGUGGCGCACCAAAGAGGAUCAGGUGAGUUCUUAAAGUUCACGGCGCAGCAAGGCGGCGGUGACGGUGGUGAUGGUGACGAGGAACAUCCUUAUGGUCAUGAUGGUGGAAGUUCUGGGGGAUCUGAGUCACAAGGAUUGAACCAAGUGAUUCAACAAGGUGAGGUGGCAAUGCAAGGUCCUAUGGUGUCAGGGUAUGGCAGGGCUCGAGAGUUGAAUGAAAUGGUUUCAGCUCUGACUCAUGUGGUAUCAGGUUCUGGCCAAAGCGGUGCUGAAUGGUUCCAAGGAAGUGGUUUUCCUCUGACGUCAAGUUUUGGACAUUCAUCUUUAACUCCACGUUUGUCUUCUUUCUCUUCUUCUUCUUCUUCCACUUCUGGCCUUAACUUGCCCUCUGGCUCAUGGGUUGGGCAAAAAAGAGGGCGUGAAGAAGAAAGUGGUGCUUCUCAUCAAUUGAUACAACAAUCUGUUCCUAGACUCUUCAGAAACAUUGGUGACUUUUGGCUACCUUCUCAAGUAGAGUCAUCAUCAUCAUCAGUAACUGAAGAACCUUCAACCACCACCACCACCGUAGCCACCGUGGCGGCCACGCCAUUAGGCCAAAAUUCUUCACAAGAAGAAACAGGAGAGAGGAGAAGAAGGUACAGGGGAGUGAGGCAAAGACCAUGGGGAAAAUGGGCUGCAGAAAUUCGUGAUCCACACAAAGCAGCAAGGGUUUGGCUUGGAACAUUUGAAACAGCAGAAGCUGCAGCAAGAGCUUAUGAUGAAGCUGCAUUGAGGUUCAGAGGCAAUAGAGCAAAACUAAACUUCCCAGAAAAUGUUAGAGCAAUGCCACCACAACUUCAACCUUUUCCGGCCACAGCCACUACUCAAUUCCUUCCACUCCCCGCACCAGCGGCCGCAACCGCCACACCGCCGCAACCAUUCAUGCCACCACCGUUUCAGGGUUCCUCUGAUUUGAUCAGAGAUUAUUGGGAAUAUUCUCAGCUUCUUCAGAGUCCUGAAGACUUUCAUCAUCAGCUUCAACAACAGCAACAUCAACAACAACAACAACAAAACCAACCUUCUAGUUUGCUUCAGCAGUGGUACUAUAAUUCACAAUUGGGUGUACAUGAAUCUUCUUCAUUGUUAUCAUCAUCACCCUCUUUGUCUUCUUUUGUAUCACCAAAUGUAUCAUUUUCACCAUCUACUCAAUUUUCCUCUGCUUCAUUUCCCCUGUUAUCUAGUCAACAAAUGGGCUAUUUCCGGCCACCGGGAAACCACCCUCACGGAGGAGGAAUCGGCGGAGAGGGGUCAGAGUUUCCGCCGUCAACAUGGUCAGAUACCAGUGGCCAUCCACCACCUUCUGGUUGA